AUGGGUCCUGAGUGUAAAAUACGCGGAAGCGACAGGCGGAAGGAGCUUCGACGGAAGCGGUCAGGACUGUCAAGGGAGGAAAAAAUUGCAGAAUUUGACACAAAGAGGCUAAUCCCACCAAAUAGCACCGAUCUUUCCCCCCUUUUCCUCGACACCGGCAUCCGCUGCGAUGAUCCUGUUAGAAAUCAAUAACCGCAUUAUAGAAGAGACGCUGUCGUUGAAGUUUGACGGCGCAUCCAACGGAACCAAGCCCGAGGCCGUCGAUGUGACGUUUGCAGAUUUCGAUGGCGUCUUGUACCACAUCUCCAACCCCAAUGGGGACAAGACCAAAGUGAUGGUCAGCAUCUCCCUGAAGUUCUACAAGGAGCUGCAGGAGCACGGGGCUGACGAGCUGCUCAAGAGGGUCUAUGGGAAUUUCCUCGUUUCAUCAGAGGCUGGCUACAACGUGUCCCUCCUCUACGACCUGGACGCGCUACCAGCCAAUAAAGAUGAGGUUGUCCACCAGGCGGGGAUGCUCAAGAGGAACUGCUUCGCCUCAGUGUUUGAAAAGUACUUCAAGUUCCAGGAAGAGGGGAAAGAGGGCGAGAAGAGGGCCGUGGUCCACUACAGAGACGAUGAGUCCAUGUAUCUGGAGGCCAAGAAAGACCGCGUGACCGUGGUGUUCAGCACAGUGUUCAAAGACGACGACGACGUCAUCAUCGGCAAAGUUUUCAUGCAGGAGUUCAAAGAGGGUCGGCGGGCCAGCCACACAGCCCCCCAGGUGCUGUUCAGCCACAGGGAGCCCCCACUGGAGCUGAAGGACACAGACGCCGCUGUCGGGGACAACAUUGGAUACAUCACUUUCGUUUUGUUCCCACGUCACACCAACGCCAAUGCCAGAGACAACACCAUCAACCUCAUCCACACCUUCAGGGACUACCUGCACUACCACAUAAAGUGCUCCAAGGCCUACAUUCACACACGCAUGAGGGCCAAGACGUCAGAAUUCCUCAAGGUGCUGAACCGCGCUCGACCCGACGCCGAGAAGAAAGAGAUGAAGACCAUGUCUGGAAAGACCUUCUCCCGCUGAGGCUGACCCCUCCCCCCCCCCCCCACCACCACCACCAGAGAAAUUCAAUCCCCCUUGGACAUGCCCAAACGCGCUACACUGAGACUCAACGCCACAUUGGACAGGACUCCAGGACGCCUCUAAAUGCCCCCGCCCAGCCCCAAAUACCAGUCCAGUCUUUUUCCUUUCCUUUUUUUUUUUUAUUUUUAAUGAAUAAUAAUGUUGGCUCUACUUCGGGAAAGCCCAGGCUCAAGAAAAAUGGAAAGAAAUGGCAUUCCUUGCUUUGCAUAGUUAAAGAGAAUUAUUAGUCCUAUAUAAAUAUAUAUAUGAGAAAAAAAAAAUUGAAAUUUUUGAUACGAUAUCUUUUACUCCAUUUGGUACUCUUGCUUGCCCCUCAACCCUCACCAUGCAAUAUCCAUGUAUUGGAUGAUUUCAAUCCCCCCCCCCCCCCUUUCAUCCCUCUCUGUGCUUUCAUGUCGUCUGUACCAUUGUCAUUUAAAAAAAA
Molecule: messenger RNA, 1553 nt
Organism: Sander lucioperca (pikeperch)
Lineage: Eukaryota; Metazoa; Chordata; Actinopteri; Perciformes; Percidae
Gene: arpc2
Product: actin related protein 2/3 complex, subunit 2
Exons: 10
Coding region: 170-1069 (299 amino acids)
Biological process (GO): Arp2/3 complex-mediated actin nucleation; actin filament polymerization
Cellular component (GO): Arp2/3 protein complex; actin cytoskeleton
Molecular function (GO): structural constituent of cytoskeleton; actin filament binding
Source: RefSeq, a predicted model, not a curated record